GAAAAUUAGUCAAUAUUCUAAGCUUGGAAUCUUGGACACUACAACUGAGGAUACUUGGUUUUGUUUUGUUGUUUUGUUGGUGACUGGUUGAAGUUGAAGUAGUGGUUUGGUUUUGCCGUUUAGCAGAGGAGAAAAAGAGUAUGGUGGAGAAUAGAACACGACACAAACAAUGCGCGCCUUUCCAGUUUCCUCAGAGUCGCACUCCACUCUCCUAUUCUCUUCUAAUUCCUUUCCCAUAACCCACUCCUCCCUCUUCUUCUUCUUCCACCCUUUUCACUUCAAGCCCCACCACUCCCUUUCCACUCCCAAACCAUGCUCCUUCAACUUCAGACCCUUCUUGUACACCGCUUCCAAAUGCGACCCCACCACUUUGGAUGAUGAGGAUGAUGAUGAUGAUGGUGAUGGGAACUUGUUGGUGGAAGAGGGCGAUGGGGUUGAAGAGGCCUUGGCUGAGGAUGGGGUGUACAUAGAGGUGACGAAGCUGGACAAGAACUCGCGAAGAAUUCAAUCGAGGAUUUCCAUUGAAGCUCCUCUUUCUUCCAUUUGGACUAUCUUGACCGAUUAUGAGAAGUUGGCUGAUUUUAUUCCUGGCCUUGCUGUCAGCCAAUUGCUCCAAAAGGGUCACAAUUAUGCUCGUCUUUUGCAGAUUGGACAGCAGAACAUAGCAUUUGGGAUAAAAUUUAAUGCUAAAGGAAUUGUGGAUUGUUAUGAGAAAGAGUUGGAGACUCUUCCUUCUGGUAUGAAGCGGGAAAUUGAUUUCAAGAUGACUGAAGGAGAUUUUCAACUCUUUGAAGGAAAAUGGUCUAUUUGGCAGAAGUUCAAGAAAGAGAGUUGUGAUCGGUCCCAAGUCCAAGAAGUUAGUACGACUCUGUCAUACACUGUUGAUGUUAAGCCAAAGCUGUGGUUGCCUAUUCGUCUCAUAGAGGGUAGACUUUGCAAUGAGAUAAAAAUGAACCUUGUAUCCAUUAGGGACGAAGCUCAAAAAGCCACUAAUUCUAAUGAGUUAUGUAAUUAAUUAUACAUUGUGGAUCAUACAAAAAAAAUGAAUGAAUACAAGUAUAGUUCACUCAUCAA
Messenger RNA from Cajanus cajan (pigeon pea), 1074 nucleotides. RefSeq names its product Polyketide cyclase / dehydrase and lipid transport protein. Lineage: Eukaryota; Viridiplantae; Streptophyta; Magnoliopsida; Fabales; Fabaceae. The record is from RefSeq and is a predicted model, not a curated record.